Messenger RNA from Bombyx mori (domestic silkworm), 2302 nucleotides. Its product is annotated as arginine/serine-rich splicing factor 7. Gene Ontology annotation, biological process: mRNA splicing, via spliceosome. The record is from RefSeq and is a predicted model, not a curated record. NCBI's taxonomy places the organism in Eukaryota, Metazoa, Arthropoda, Insecta, Lepidoptera, Bombycidae. Bases 175 to 615 code for a protein of 146 amino acids. The transcript is spliced from 4 exons. Gene Ontology annotation, molecular function: mRNA binding; zinc ion binding. Gene Ontology annotation, cellular component: nuclear speck.
AGAACAGAGAUUGAAAACGCUAACUUCACUAACUUGACCGGUACCGGUAGGGUACGCGUCUUACCGCCAUUUUGUUUGAAAGAGUGAUUUUAAAAACGGAGGGCAACUAAUGUAAUGGUUUGGUGAUAAAACGCAUUAAAAUAUUAAUUGACCAUCCAAAAAGCAUCGUCCACGAUGUCACGCUAUGGUGACUGCAAAGUUUAUGUUGGAGAUUUGGGGAAUAAUGCUAGUAAACCUGAACUUGAAGAUGCCUUUUCAUAUUAUGGUCCACUGAGGAAUGUGUGGGUUGCAAGAAAUCCUCCAGGCUUCGCAUUUGUUGAAUUCGAAGAUCCACGGGAUGCUGAAGACGCAGUACGUGGUUUGGAUGGACGGACGAUUUGCGGUCGUAGAGCCCGUGUAGAAAUGUCUAAUGGGGGUCGCGGUUAUGGCAGCCGGGGUCCACCACCUCGUUCGCGUCUGCCUCCUCGGCCGUAUGAUGAUCGUUGUUACGACUGCGGCGACAGAGGACACUACGCUCGUGACUGUUCACGUCGUCGGCGACGCAGGUUAUCAUUGGGUUGUGCGCCGAGAACGAACUCGUCAGUGUCUGCACUUCUUAUUAUCUGCGCUACGUAGCUUUCACUUCUCUGCGUGUACUCCGAAUGAGUUGGCCCCAACUGUAACUUCGCUCUGUGAACUACGUAGCUACAUCCUACGUGCACACUUCACUUGUCGACAACUUCAUUGAGUUUGUUCAUACUGCGAGUAGCGACGCACGUCUAAUGUAAUCACUGCGUAUACUCAGUGAGUUACACAUUAUAUUAACAUUAUAGUGUUCAGAGGCCACAAAAUGAACAGAAUUCAUGUUUUCAUGUUUUUGAGGAAUAUGACCACAAAAUUAUUUAAGAAAAACAUUGAUUUCAAAAAUAUGCCUGGAUAUCAAUGAAUUGUAUUUUUUUGUCUAAAGUAGGAUAGGUGGCCUUUGGUGGCAAUAACUUAAAUGGUAAUAAGGUGAGUAAAAUGUGUGACUAUUACAGAAAGUUUUUAAGGCUGUUUACAUAUACUGGCUUGGGAAAGAUUUUCUAGUACUUUUUUCCACACUGACUGGAAAUUUGAUGACUAGUGGUGCUGUAAGGCUAUGUAAGGCUGACUGGGAGAGCAACUGAGCAGAUAAUUUUUGAGAGCAUUUAUUUUGAAGUCAGGCUCUGGGAGUCUAAUUUUUGUUAUUGAUGUAUUUAUAUAAAUAUGUGUGCUCAGACUUACAUAUUUUUUUUAUAAAUAUAAUGAGAAUGAUAUUAAUAUAUUAUCAAGAGAAUAUUAAUGAUGUCUGGCAUUUAAAAGAAAUGUCCUACAGAUUUUGGUGUUAAAGUUUGAAAGAGUACAUACAUGGAGCUGAGUGGUUAUUGUAUUUUACAUUACCAACACUGGGGUGACGUGCAAACCCCUUACUUUAAAAUAUGUGGGUUAUUUUUUUCCUUUAACAUUUAGGUAUUAAACUUUUUAAUCAAUACAUACAUGCUUUGCUCUCCAAGCCAGUCUUAUCUAAACUGAUCUUUAAAUCAUUAAAAAAGUUCUGAUAUUUUUUGGUAAAAUUCAUAUUCAAAAUACAGAUUUGUUUAGAAAUUUGUAUUAACCAAAUUUUAGCAAAAAACAAAACCAUGCAUUGUUUGUGAUUCUUAACAUGAUAAAGAGUUAAAAUUGAAUAUCGGUAAUAUUGAAGAUGUCUUAGAUGCAUGUGGUACAAACUUUAAGUAUGUAUGUAGUUUUGGAUACGCAUAGCUCGACUGAAGUAUGUUGGAAAAGAAAAGCCUCUUGUGUACAGGGUGUCCCAUAAAGGGGGUAGGUAUAUAUAUUAAGUCUAAAUGUGGUUCUAACAUCAACAAUGUAGAACACUUUAAAAAUGUAAAAAAUCUCAGCUGUAAUUGGUAGUUUCAUACAAAACUAAUUUAUUAAUUGUUUCAAUUGUUCGAUGACAGCUCUGAAUGUAUUAGGUAAGUAGGUUAAGUCGUUUAUUCAGCUGAACGCGUCAGGACAAAAUAGACACUAUUGAAUUUAGAACAAUAUGAUAGAUAGAUAGAAUAUAAUAGAAUAAUAUUCUAUAGAAUUCGUUCAUCUCGUUUCAAACAAUGAAUACAACCCUAUUACUGAUAUGUAUUCAAUCUUAACUCGUGAAAGCCCAGUGUGUGAGAAUCUGCUUGAUUAGGUCAGCCUCAAUAUCGCGUUUGCUGCGUUUUCUUAUAACUUCCGUCUUCUUAUAGCAAUCCGAAGUUGUUGGGAUUUCUAUUUUAAUUAGACAAUUAUAAAAAAAAACAUUACAAAUAAA